CGACGUCGCUGCCCACCGUUCGCUACCGCUGCCGAAAACGCCAACUGGCGCCCAACCAGUAGUAGUCACCUCCCUCCUUCUCCCAUUGAGCAGCCGGCAGUAGUAACGUGCCUGAAUAAGAUUUCCCUUUCGUCCCGUCUCGUCCUGCCUCGCCCUACCUUACAUUCCUUUCUCUCUACCUCAUCACCCCCUUCCCAUCCUUCAGCCUUACCGGAGCUGAGCACGCGAGCUCGGCAUAGGGCAUCUUCAACGAUGUCGUCGCUCGCUGACUCCCUCUACCGCCGCUUCAGCGACCCUACCAACCAAGUCUCCGCCGCCUCCGUCGUGCUCGCCUUGCUCCUCAUAGCCUACUUCGUCCUGUCGUUCACUGAUCUCAGCGUCCUACAAAAGGCCUACAAUGGACUGUACCACUACACCACUUUCGCCUACUCUUGCUUCCUGAAGCCGCAUACCGGUGACGGGACGGGAAGGCAGCAGGAUGCCCUCGAGAGCUUCUACAAGUCGCAGGCUUCGAUCUAUGACGCCACACGUAGACGCCUCUUGCAAGGACGAGAGGAUAUGCUGGCGCUGGUGGCCGCGCAAGUGAAGUACAGACGCGAGCAUGGGCAGAUCAGCCAGAAGCCGAUUUGGCUGGAUAUCGGUGGUGGCACCGGCUGGAACAUUGAGCAGAUGCAGGAGCAGCUCGAUGUGCCCACCUUCUUUCACGCCGUCUACCUUGUCGAUCUCAGUACCUCCCUCUGCGAGAUUGCCCGGGAGCGCUUUGCGCGUCUGGGCUGGAAGAACGUGCAUGUCAUUUGCGAGGAUGCUCGUACCUUCCGCCUCAGCGACUACGAAGCCGGACUUGAAGAUGACAAGCGAGACUUCAGCAUUGGCAAAUCCGCCUACAACGAGGACGCACGUGACCCUGUUGGAGCGGACCUCUUGACCAUGUCCUACAGUCUCAGCAUGAUUCCGGAGUUCCAUCCGGCUAUUGAUAGUGUCACAAACCUCCUGGCUCCGAAUGGCAUUGUGGGCAUAGUCGAUUUCUACGUCCAGAACCAGGUCGAAUUUGCUGGUCGCAACUACAUGGGUGGCGCGAUCGACAGACACUGCAUGUGGAUCUCUCGAGUCUUUUGGCGGACAUGGUUCGAGCUCGACCGCGUGAUGCUCGAGUCCGCAAGACGAGACUACAUUGAGUACAAGUUCGGCACAAUUAUCAGCACGAACCGCAGGGCCAAUGUCUUCGGCUUCCGGAUACCCUACUACAUCUUCGUUGGCUGCACCCGCAACACGAGCGCUAUGCUCAACGAGGUGGCGCAGGUCGACGCUGCGGUCACCGAGUCACCUUUCAUCUCCGCCUUGGACAUGCACAGCCAGUCGUUGAACCCUCGCAAGCGUAGGAGUUCCAGCACGGAGCGGAGAAGCAAGGCCUUUGACACGGCUGUCGUGAAUCUGGCUGCUAGCCUUCCUCUUCCGGCCGCGUACUACCAGAACAACAAGACUCGUAUCUACUACGACGCCACCCUACAGAAGCAUACGCAGUUCAACGACGAGUACAUCUACUGCUUCACCUGGGAGGACAGCCGUACCGAUGCUCGGCUACUUAAGAUCACAAGCGACGAUGUCAUCCUAGCCAUCACCAGCGCAGGCGACAAUAUCCUCUCCUACGCCGUCGAGCGUCCCAAACGCAUCCACGCCGUGGACCUCAACCCCGCGCAGAACCACUUGCUCGAGCUGAAAGUCGCCUCAUUCCGUGCCCUAGAGUACCAAGACAUGUGGAAGAUGUUCGGCGAAGGCAAGCACGAGAACUUCCAGAAACUGCUCCUCGAGCAACUGUCUCCCCACUUGUCCAGUCAAGCCUUCGACUACUGGCUGCAUGUUGGCCCAAAGACCUUCGAUCCCAAGGGCAAUGGGCUCUAUUUCACCGGCGGCAGUCGGCACGCCUUACAAUUAGUGGCGUGGAUGGGCAGUCUGACUGGCGUACGCAAUGACAUGCGCCGGUUGUGCCAGGUCGAAACGCUUGCGGAGCAACGCGAGAUCUGGACCAAGCGCGUAAGGCGGGUGAUGCUUUCGCAGCUGCUUGCCUAUUUUGUUAUUGGGUCCGAGCGGUUCUUGUGGAAGGCGCUGGGCGUGCCGGGCGAGCAGAGGGCGAUGAUCGAAGAGGACUACAAAAAGAUGCAUAGUAGCGCUGCGCCGUCCAAGGCGCAGAUUGAGUCGAGUGCGGCGGAGAAGAAGAGCGGGACGGGCCAGCCAGGAGCGGUGGGUGCGUCGAAGAGCGGACAGGCGAUUUGGGAGUAUGGCGUGCAGACGCUGGAUCCGGUGGUGAAUGACACUCUUGUGAGCGAUGAUAACCAUUACUACAUGGUCUGCUUGCUUGGCCACUACACCCAAAAAUGCCACCCAACCUACCUCUCCCCCAAAGCCCACGCCAAGCUCUCCCAACCGGGCGCCCUCGACAACCUCCGCAUCCACACCGACGAGCUCGCCGAAGUCUUCGCCCGCAUGCAACCCGAAGCCCUGACCAUCGCCGUACUCAUGGACAGCAUGGACUGGUUCAGCCCGAGCGGUCCCGAAGCCAAAGCCCAAGUCCAAGCCGUCAACCGCGCGCUCAAGAUCGGCGGGAGAGUGUUGGUACGCUCGGCGGGGUUGAAUCCCUGGUAUAUGCGUGUUUUCGAGGAGACUGGGUUUGCGACGAAGCGGGUUGCUGCGAGGAUCCCGCCGGGGACUUGUACGGAUCGCGUGAAUAUGUAUGCGUCUACUUGGAUUGCUACGAAGACGGUGCAUUUGCCUGAGCCGGAGGUGGAGGUAGAGCAAGAGAAGAGGUGAGGUUUGGUUGUUGAGAGUGGAUGGGGAUGAUGCUGCGGAGAUGGGACGCUUCAACGUGUCGAAUACUUACCACUGCCGCGCCACGAGUAACAGGCGCAGAGGGGAAAAGCUGGAGCAUACGCCACAGUAUUUGGAAGUGGCCGGUCUGGUCUGGACUUGCAUGUAUAGAGCGCACCGCAUGAUACCAUAGCGCGCCGGCCAAAAGUUCAUCUGAGAUACAGAGAAAAAGCCAUUGAAACCUUCAGAUACAAUUCUUCAUUUCUUCUCGCUGUACAGCGUCACCCACCGUCCCUCGCUACUCCUCCCUACGAUCUCUUCGCAUGCUCUAA
Messenger RNA from Baudoinia panamericana UAMH 10762, 3134 nucleotides. RefSeq lists its product as uncharacterized. The transcript has 2 exons. NCBI's taxonomy places the organism in Eukaryota, Fungi, Ascomycota, Dothideomycetes, Mycosphaerellales, Teratosphaeriaceae. Bases 253 to 2805 code for a protein of 850 amino acids. The record is from RefSeq and is a predicted model, not a curated record.